AUGCGUAAAGGGGAGGCUGCAGCUAUCGAGACAGAACUACUGAGAGACUACAGGUUCGGACAGCAGCAGCUGAUAGAGAUUUGGGGACAAGCAUGUGCCCUCGCCAUCACUAAGGCCUACCCUCUCAGCUCUCUAGCAAAGAAGCAGCCAACAGUGCUGGUGAUCUGUGGUCCUGACCAGAAUGGCUCCAUCGGCCUGGUCUGCGCCCGACACCUGCGCAUGUUUGAAUACGAGCCCACCAUCUACCACCCCAAACGCUCCUCUCACAGUCUACACCAGGAUUUCACAGUUCAGUGUGAAAAGAUGGACAUCCCCUUCCUCUCCUAUCUCCCUACAGAGGUGCAGCUCAUAAACGAUGCCUACAACCUAGUGAUCGAUGCAAUGCUGGGUCCAGAUGCAGACUGUGCCAACAUUAAGGAACCCUACUCUGGUAUUCUGGUCACUUUGAAGCAAAUCAAGGUUCCUAUUGCCAGUGUGGAUGUGCCCUCAGGUUGGGAUGUAGAAGAACCAAGUCAGGAGGGGAUAAACCCAGAAGUUCUCAUUUCACUUACAGCACCAAAGAAGUGCGCCAUGAGUUUCUCGGGGAAGCAUUUCUUGGCUGGACGUUUCCUGCCCUAUGACAUCCAGAAAAAAUAUGAGCUUAACCUCCCAGACUACCCUGGCACAGACUGUCUCAUUGAAUUGUAACACAUGGAAUCAUGAGAGCCAGUGUGGCCACACCUCAUUUUCACAAUGUAUGGUCGAUCUAUUCUCUUGUUUUGUAUUUUAUAGAUUGUUAAUGUGAUUUAAUGUCAACAUCUCAAUUGUGUAGACCAGGAUACACCUUAACCAAAUGUGCUGUUGAGCUACAGUAAAAGGAUAAUAUUUAGAUUCUGUGGUUUGAGUCAUGUCUUUUUAGGGAAUGGCAUGAGGAGUUUUGUGUCAGUCUACUUGUACAAGCUGUAGCAUUACACUGUGUUCUGAUUACUUUGCAAAAGAAGCUUCUUUUUCCAGAGUCAGCAAAGAAGGAGGAAUUUUUUAUGACACCAGUCACUGGAAUCUUUUUUUUUUUUUUUCUUUUUGUUUUUUGAACGUUCUGAUGCCCAUAUGUUCUUGUGUUUACCUUUCUACCGAAGUGUGCUGCUGAGAUGAGUUGGUGUAGGUUGACAUUUUUAUGUUUACAUGUCUUUUGCUUUCUUUGGUCAGCCUGCACUGCUGGAUUAUUUUUUGUUUUAGUUACCUCAUUUGCUUUUACAAAAAGCCCAGAGAAUUAUUGUUGUCCAAUUAAAGAAAAGUUCAAUUUCAAGAAAA
This is a messenger RNA of Stegastes partitus (bicolor damselfish), 1290 nucleotides long. It is a transcript of the gene yjefn3, whose product is annotated as YjeF N-terminal domain containing 3. The record is from RefSeq and is a predicted model, not a curated record. Lineage: Eukaryota; Metazoa; Chordata; Actinopteri; Pomacentridae. Gene Ontology annotation, cellular component: mitochondrion. Bases 1 to 687 code for a protein of 228 amino acids. Gene Ontology annotation, molecular function: NAD(P)HX epimerase activity. The transcript is spliced from 6 exons.